Messenger RNA from Syzygium oleosum, 708 nucleotides. Its product is annotated as protein NUCLEAR FUSION DEFECTIVE 6, mitochondrial-like. The transcript is spliced from 4 exons. The record is from RefSeq and is a predicted model, not a curated record. Lineage: Eukaryota; Viridiplantae; Streptophyta; Magnoliopsida; Myrtales; Myrtaceae. Bases 55 to 354 code for a protein of 99 amino acids. Gene Ontology annotation, cellular component: mitochondrion.
GAGGAUUCCAAAGACCCCCCCUUUUCCCCCGCCUUCGCCACCGCUCAAAGAACCAUGUCCGCCGCGGCCGCCGCGCGCUCUCUCCUCCGAUCCCCGUCCCUCCGGUCCUCCGCCGCGAGGUCCGCCGCCUCCUCCUCCGGCCUGAAGCCCGGGCCCGCGCGACCUCCUUUCCGCAUCCCGGCGCAGAAGCCCGCGUCGCACCGCGUCUUCAGAUCGCCGGUGGAGAUGAGCAGCUGCUUGGAGUCGAUGCUUCCUUACCACACCGCCACUGCUUCCGCGUUGCUCACUUCCAUGCUUUCCGUUCCUCGCCGCGCCUCCGGUUGGGCUCCGGAAGGGCAAGAGAAAACUAGAUGAAGAUGGGGCGAACAAUUAUCAAAUGGAUGAUUGUUUGUUGUUGGUCGAAGGAAUGCUCGCCCCUAUCCACUCAAUGGACGUUGUUAGACCCUGCUUGAGCCAUCUUGGUCUUGUUCAUGGAUUGUACCAGGAUUUUCCUUUUUAACUUGCAGAUAGAAUUCGAUUAUUGGUCCAUUCAUGGACUGUACUUUUUUUCUGGCUGUUAGUUGCUCUUUUGGCUUCGCUGUCACCCGUGCACAACGGCGGCAUCUAUGGAGGUUUUGGCUUUUUGUUGAAAGAAUGUCCGGUCGCAUCGAAAGGAAUCGAAGAUGCCGACGAUAGAGAACGAUGCUGAAGCGAUUGGUACUUCUUCAA